GGCCACGCACAUGAUCAAAAAGAUACACAAACAUUUUCGAAGGGGGGGGGGGGCUGUCGAGCUUAAAUUUCACAGGCGGCUUUGGGCCUGCCCGCGUGUUCACACAGAACAGCGGAAAGCAGAAGGGAAAAACCCAGCUGGACGCGUUUUCUCUCUCUAAAAGUUUUUCCCUCGCUACCUAAAAAGGCCAACACGAUCUCUAUCGACAACGAGGAUUAAAUCUCCAGAACUGCUAUCUCUGUUGACAUCCGAAUAGAAAGCACGGAAUUACCAUGUCGACUCUUCCACAAGCUCUUGAGCCCCAUGGGACUUUGGCAGCAUUGGCCAACAGCGGUCCUUUGUCCAUCUUCUCGUACUGUAUGUCGUCGAUCCUGAUGACCGUGACAAACAAGUACGUGCUUAAUGGGUUCUCCUUCAACAUGAACUUUGUUCUUUUGCUCGUGCAGUCAUUGGUGUGUGUGGCUGCGAUUGCCAUUCUCAAGUUGUUUGGCGUCAUCACGUACAGACCACUGAACAAGACCGAUGCUAAGAACUGGGCUCCUAUCUCUGUUUUGCUCGUUGCCAUGAUCUACACGGGCUCCAAGGCCCUCCAGUUCUUGUCCAUCCCGGUGUACACCGUGUUCAAGAACUUGACCAUCAUCUUGAUUGCAUACGGUGAGGUGCUGUUCUUUGGUGGUAGCGUCACCCCAAUGACCUUGGGUUCCUUCUUCUUGAUGGUGUUGUCCUCUAUCGUUGCCUGUCUCGGUGACCAAAAGGCUGCUCCUGAUGCUGGUGUUUUCAGUGCUGGUUACUUCUGGAUGUUUACCAACUGCUUUGCCUCUGCCUCCUUUGUCUUGUACAUGAGAAAGAGAAUCAAAUUGACCAACUUCAAGGACUUCGACACCAUGUACUACAACAACGUGUUGUCAAUUCCGAUCCUCCUGUUGUCGUCUUUCCUCGUUGAGGACUGGUCCCAGGCCAACUUGGAGGAGAACUUUUCCAAAUCCUCCUUCAUCACAAUGGUCAUUUCCGGGUUAUCAGCAGUUGGUAUCUCCUACUGCUCCGGCUGGUGUGUUAGAGUCACAUCUUCAACAACCUAUUCCAUGGUUGGUGCUUUGAACAAGUUACCAAUCGCACUAUCCGGGUUGAUCUUCUUCGAUGCUCCAAGAAACUUCUACUCGGUCUCCUCCAUCUUCUUGGGCUUCUUUGCUGGUUUGGUUUACGCCGUCGCUAAGCAACAGCAGAAGAAGUAGAGCAGGAAACGCUAGACCUUUUGUCUCUCUUCUCCACCUGGAGUCGUUGAAUAGAUAACAUAUAUAACAGACAUAAAGAACACGGUCAACUGAUAGAAGAUUACUCCGU
This is a messenger RNA of Williopsis jadinii, 1341 nucleotides long. It is a transcript of the gene VRG4, whose product is annotated as GDP-mannose transporter. Gene Ontology annotation, molecular function: antiporter activity; GDP-mannose transmembrane transporter activity. The transcript has a single exon. Gene Ontology annotation, cellular component: Golgi apparatus. Gene Ontology annotation, biological process: transmembrane transport. NCBI's taxonomy places the organism in Eukaryota, Fungi, Ascomycota, Saccharomycetes, Phaffomycetales, Wickerhamomycetaceae. The coding region runs from base 273 to 1232 and encodes 319 amino acids. The record is from RefSeq and is a predicted model, not a curated record.